AUGCCUCUACUUAAAUUGCCCUGCAAUGAUUCCUGCCUGAACCUAUGCGGAUCCUGCCAUGGAAUUCUUUGCUUUGUGAAUAUAUUUCGCUUAGUGAUUUGUUUGUGUAAUCCCGUUACUCACGAAUGUUUCAAGCUUCCGAAUUCAAGGACCCAAACCUCGGCUCUUGUUAGAGGUUUUCAUCUGGUUGAGUUGGGAUUUGGUUAUGAUCCAUCUACUAAGGAUUACAAGAUCAUCACGAUUUUGGAGGCUGGGGAUAGUGCCAGGUACGACAGGGUUGAAGUUGAUAAUUCCAUACUUGUAGUAGAAGUUUACAAGCUCAGUACCAAGUGCUGGAGUAGGGUUGAGCACAAUGGUGAGUUAGAAUUUCUGCAUUCGGUUAAGAGUGUUGGUUCUGGAGUAGUUUUCAACGGAAUCCUUUACUGGUGGAUGGAAAGUCGCGCUGAGCCUAAUGAUAAGCGAGUUUGUCACGCCAUUGUCACGUUUGAUUUCCAUUCUGAAAGAUUUGGAAGAAUGGAAUGUCUGCAGAAUCUAAGCAGCAAGGACUCGAUACUUACAGUCAUUGGAGGCGGUUCGCUUGCAUUUGUUAGAAGAAACUCGAACAUGGAAAGUGGCGACACGUUUGACGUGUGGGUGGUGUAUGACACCAACCAUCAGGAGGAGGAUCAGGAGUCUUCUUGUUGGACAAAGAAAUGCAGCGUCGCGCCUUCUUCUGUCGGACCUUAUUUGCGACAGCUGACUUGUUGGAAUCAUGACGAGCUUCUCCUAGUUAAUCUUGGUCCAAAUGUGGUUAAUCACGUUAUCUACGACGAUGAUGAAGAUUAUAUACAAGAACAAGUUCAAGAGUUGGCCUCUUGCAGGCUCUUGCAGGAGGAUGGUUCUUCUUUAGAAGAACAACAUUAUAAGGCGGUUGACAUUGGUCGCGACCUUGUCAAAUCUAGUAUCUUUGCAAGAGCUCUCAGGUUUUACCCAAGUUUGGUUCCUAUCAGCGCAAGAGGAAAUUAA
Messenger RNA from Oldenlandia corymbosa var. corymbosa, 1005 nucleotides. The record is from the annotation of a GenBank genome assembly. NCBI's taxonomy places the organism in Eukaryota, Viridiplantae, Streptophyta, Magnoliopsida, Gentianales, Rubiaceae.